AUGACGGCGUCCCCGGACUACCUGGUGGUCCUCUUCGGCGUCACGGCGGGGGCCGGCGGCGCCAAGCUGGGCUCGGACGAGAAGGAGCUGGUCCUGCUGCUCUGGAAGGUGGUGGACCUGGCCAGCCAGAAGGUGGGGCCGCUGCACGAGGUGCUGGUUCGGCCCGACCAGCUGGAGCUGAGCGACGAGUGCAAGGCGGGCAGCCAGGUGGACGCGGAAGGCCUGGCCACGGCGCCGCAGCUGGACCAGGCGCUCCGACAGUUUAACCAGUCCGUGAGCAAUGAGCUGAACAUUGCGGUGGGCACUUCCUUCUGUCUGUGCACCGACGGGCAGCUCCACAUACGCCAAAUCUUGCAUCCGGAGGCGUCUAAGAAGAAUGUUCUGCUGCCCGAAUGCUUCUACUCCUUUUUCGACCUUCGGAAAGAGUUCAAGAAGUGUUGUCCCGGCUCCCCGGAUCUGGACAAGCUGGACGUGGCCACCAUGACAGGCUGUCUGAACUUGGAGAAGAACCCUUCCGUCUCCCGCUAUGGCGCGGCCCAGGUAGAAGACAUGGGCAGCAUCAUCCUGGCCAUGAUCUCGGAGCCUUACAAUCACAGGUUCUCAGAUCCCGAGAGAGUAAAUUACAAAUUUGAAAGUGGCACUUGCAGCAAGAUGGAGCUCAUCGAUGACAACACGGUGGUCAGGGCCCGCGGGCUGCCCUGGCAGUCUUCCGACCAGGACAUCGCACGGUUCUUCAAAGGACUCAACAUUGCCAAGGGCGGGGCCGCGCUGUGUCUGAACGCCCAGGGCCGCAGGAACGGGGAGGCGUUGGUCCGCUUCGUGAGUGAGGAGCACCGGGACCUGGCACUUCAGAGGCACAAGCACCACAUGGGGACGCGGUACAUUGAGGUUUACAAGGCCACAGGGGAAGAUUUCCUGAAGAUUGCUGGCGGCACGUCAAACGAGGUGGCGCAGUUCCUGUCCAAGGAGAACCAGGUCAUCGUGCGGAUGCGCGGGCUGCCCUUCACGGCCACGGCGGAGGAGGUGGUGACCUUCUUCGGACAGCACUGCCCUAUCACGGGCGGCAAGGAGGGCAUCCUCUUCGUCACCUACCCGGACGGGAGGCCCACGGGGGACGCCUUUGUCCUCUUCGCCUGCGAGGAGCACGCGCAGAACGCGCUGAGGAAGCACAAGGACUUGCUGGGGAAGAGGUACAUCGAGCUCUUUCGGAGCACGGCGGCCGAGGUACAGCAGGUGCUGAACCGUUUCUCCUCGGCGCCCCUCAUUCCGCUCCCGACGCCUCCCAUCAUCCCGGUACUACCUCAGCAGUUCGUGCCCCCAACCAACGUGCGGGACUGCGUCCGCCUGCGCGGACUCCCCUACGCGGCCACCAUCGAGGACAUCCUGGACUUCCUCGGAGAGUUCUCCACGGACAUCCGAACCCACGGGGUCCACAUGGUGCUGAACCACCAGGGCCGCCCAUCAGGAGAUGCUUUUAUCCAGAUGAAGUCUGCGGACCGCGCGUUCCUCGCCGCCCAGAAGUGUCAUAAAAAGACCAUGAGGGACAGAUACGUGGAAGUCUUUCAGUGUUCAGCUGAGGAGAUGAACUUUGUGUUAAUGGGGGGCACUUUAAAUCGAAAUGGCUUAUCCCCGCCACCAUGCCUGUCUCCUUCGUCCUACACGUUCCCGGCCCCUGCGGCUGUCAUCCCCACGGAGGCCACUCUCUACCAGCCGUCUGUCCUGCUGAGCCCGCGGGCACUGCAGCCCGCCUACUACCCAGCAGGUGCCCAGCUCUUCAUGAAUUACACCGCCGCCUACUACCCCAGCCCCCCCGGCUCGCCCACUAGUCUUGGCUACUUCCCUGCAGCCGCUCUUGGCGGUGCCCCUCCACCGCCUGGCGCCGUGCUCAGGAUGCAGGGCCUGGCCUGCAGUCCUGGAGUUAAGGAAAUUCUUAACUUCUUCCAAGGCUACCAGUAUGCAACCGAGGAUGGACUUGUUCACGCAAAUGACCAGGCCAGGACUGUCCCCAAAGAAUGGGUUUGUAUUUAAGGGCCCCAGCAGUUAGAGCAGCUCCGCAGCAGAAGUGUUUGAAAGAAACUUGGUGGUCCUGAAGCCCAGCAGACGAAAUACCCCUUCCGGCAAGUUAGAGGGGGGUGCGUUAUACACUCAGGCUGCAGUAUUUUCCGCAAUCAUGAUUGG
Molecule: messenger RNA, 2178 nt
Organism: Sorex fumeus (smoky shrew)
Lineage: Eukaryota; Metazoa; Chordata; Mammalia; Eulipotyphla; Soricidae
Gene: ESRP1
Product: epithelial splicing regulatory protein 1
Exons: 16
Coding region: 1-2028 (675 amino acids)
Cellular component (GO): ribonucleoprotein complex
Molecular function (GO): RNA binding
Source: RefSeq, a predicted model, not a curated record